Molecule: messenger RNA, 1312 nt
Organism: Myotis brandtii (Brandt's bat)
Lineage: Eukaryota; Metazoa; Chordata; Mammalia; Chiroptera; Vespertilionidae
Product: mediator of RNA polymerase II transcription subunit 6-like
Exons: 2
Coding region: 53-1045 (330 amino acids)
Biological process (GO): regulation of transcription by RNA polymerase II
Cellular component (GO): core mediator complex; mediator complex
Molecular function (GO): transcription coactivator activity
Source: RefSeq, a predicted model, not a curated record
UUGUUACAUCUUCUCUGCGCCGGAAGGAGAACCCGAGAACACUUUUGGAAUUAUGGCGGCGGUGGAUAUCCAAGAUAAUCUACUGGAAAUCUCUUGGGUUGACAGUACAUGGAUCCCCAUUUUGAACAGUGGAAGUGUCCUAGAUUACUUUUCAGAAAGAAGUAAUCCUUUUUACGACAGAACGUGUAAUAAUGAAGUGGUCAAAAUGCAGAGACUAACAUUAGAACACUUAAAUCAGAUGGUUGGAGUGGAAUACAUCCUUUCACAUGCUCAAGAGCCCAUUCUUUUUAUCAUCCAGAAGCAACAGCGGCAGUCCCCUACCCAAGAUAAUCUACUGGGAAUCUCUUGGGUUGACAGUACAUGGAUCCCCAUUUUGAACAGUGGAAGUGUCCUAGAUUACUUUUCAGAAAGAAGUAAUCCUUUUUACGACAGAACGUGUAAUAAUGAAGUGGUCAAAAUGCAGAGACUAACAUUAGAACACUUAAAUCAGAUGGUUGGAGUGGAAUACAUCCUUUCACAUGCUCAAGAGCCCAUUCUUUUUAUCAUCCAGAAGCAACAGCGGCAGUCCCCUACCCAAGUUAUCCCACUGGCUGAUUACUAUAUCAUUGCUGGAGUGAUCUACCAGGCACCAUACUUGGGAUCAGUUAUAAACUCUAGAGUGCUGACUGCGGUGCAUGGCAUUCAGUCAGCUUUUGAUGAAGCCAUGUCAUACUGUCGAUAUCAUCCUUCCAAAGGGUAUUGGUGGCACUUCAAAGAUCAUGAAGAGCAAGAAAAAGUUAAACCUAAAACCAAAAGGAAAGAAGAACCAAGCUCCAUUUUCCAGAGGCAACGUGUGGAUGCUUUACUCCUAGACCUCAGACAAAAAUUUCCACCCAAAUUUGUGCAGCAAAAGUCUGGAGAAAAGCCUGUCCCAGUGGAUCAGACAAAGAAAGAGGCAGAACCUACACCAGAAACUGUGAAGUCUGAUGAGAAGGAGGCCACAAAGAACAUCCAACAGACAGUGAGCCCUAAAGGUCCCCCUGAAAAACUAAUGAGACUUCAGUGAGUAUUGGACAAGAGAAGCUUGUAAGACUUCUUGUCCGUUAUUAUACCUCAUACUGUGACAGGCUCUUGAACUUUGAAAUUCUUUGUCACAGCUCUCAUUUGUGUAGAAUGUGCUUGCUCUUUAUGCUCUUUAAGAAAGGAUAUAAGGACCCUCAUGCUUUUGAGAUGGAUAUUUGUAUCUUUUGUAACCUUUCCCCUACGGACUUGAGCAGCCUCCUCACUCACAUGUGUACUGCUUACAUAUGUUUGAAACCAAAUUAAAGUAUUU